AUGUCAUAUUUUAAUUUAGAGUAACAUGAAACUAAAUCACAAUCAGAUUACAGUGAUUAAUUAGAAUAGUUGGAAUCAAAUUAAUUUCAUACUAUUAGAAGAAAUUCUCUUCCUAUAAUAAUAGAGGAUGGCUAAAAGAAACUUAAAGAAAAAUUCAUCCUUACUCGAAUUAAUGAACUAGGAUUGGAUUAAAAUAAGGCUUUAUAUAUCUUAGAUAAUAUGGAAGAUGAUAUUAUUAUGUAAAAUGAUGAAAAUGUAGUUUUACAUAGAGUCAUUUAGACUAUUCUUUUGAUGGAUGUAAAUUACAUAUUAUAUAAGAUAGUCAUUUCCUAAGGCAAUAUCUAAAUAGUAAUAAGGACAUUAUUUUCAAUAAAUCAAAUAGUUGAUAGGAAAAACAAUUCCCAAUCUUUUUAGUUAUUUAAACUAUCAAAAUAAUUACAAGGGAGAAUAAGAAAAUUUAUUAAGUGUAACUUGCACUAUUUGUUUAAAUGAAUUGAAGAACUAAAAUAUUAAAUUAGAUUGUUAUCAUCAAUUUUGUUUGUACUUAAUGAAAAUAAUAUUAGAGAUUGCCUGAAUAAUUAUAUAGUCGAUAAGAUUAGUAAUGGAUAAGUCGAAGAGAUUAAUUGUCCUUAAAUUCAAUGUAAAUUUAAAUUAAAUGAUGAUAUCAUGGGAUCUAUAAUAGAUUAAGAAAAUAUGAAUAAAUUAAAGAGAUUUAGAAAGAUCAAAAUGGUUUAAAGUGAUUAAAAUAUCAUUUGGUGUCCUAGACCUGGUUGUGAAGAGAUUAUAAGAAAAAAAAGUUAAGAGCAAAAAAUUAAAUGCAUAUGUGGAUAGUUUAUUUGCAAUAAAUGCAAUAGAAAAUUUCAUAUAACCUAAUCUUGCAAGGAUUAAUUAGAUUAAGAUUUAAUGGAGACUGCUAAGAAAUUUAAAAUAUUGAAAUGUAAUUAAUGUAGAUCGCUUAUUCAAAAAAAUGAUGGAUGUAAUCAUAUAGUUUGUUCAUAAUGUAAAUACCAAUUUUGUUGGCUUUGCAAAUAAAAAUAUACAAUAUACCAUUUUAAAUAUUACAAUAUAUUUGGUUGUCCUGGAAUGUAAUAUUCUCAUAGAGACCCUUAUAAAUAUCCAAAUGUAGUUAGAUUUCUAAGAUUUUUAUUUCUUCUAAUAUUUGGAGGUCCCAUAUUUUUGAUUGGAUUUAUAAUUGGAUUUAUUUUAUUAACUUUUAUAUUGCCUGCUAUUUACAAUUUGGACUAUUUCCAAUCAUAAGAGUUUAAGAAUUAUAAUUGUUGCAAGAAAACAGCUUAUAUUUCUUUAUAAUCUAUUACUUGCAUAUUGUUAUCACCAUUAAGUUUUGUAAUUGUUACAAUUUUUUUUGUUAUAUUUGUCAUUUUCUGGAUUUGUUACAUCAUUGAUAUGCUUUACAGGCGGAUAUAUAAUAAAUGA
This is a messenger RNA of Paramecium pentaurelia, 1434 nucleotides long. The record is from the annotation of a GenBank genome assembly. NCBI's taxonomy places the organism in Eukaryota, Ciliophora, Oligohymenophorea, Peniculida, Parameciidae.